CACACAGCGCAGAUCUCAACACUCACCUCCGACUGUCAGUGAAACAAGAGAAUCAGGAAGUACUGGAGAGGAUUGUUGGAUCAGUAAAUCCUAAAUUUUUGGAAUAUAUAUAUUUUUUGUUUAAUGUUUGGUUGUCAUGGAGACCCCUGAGCCCGGUCAGGCUGAUGGUGAGGAGCGGAUGAUGGAUUUGAGACCCAGGACGCGGUCCAAUCCUGAGGGUGCUGAGGACCGACGCAGCAGUAACGGCAGCCUGAAUAACAGCCUGCCGUCCCCUCCGCAGCCGGCGGUAGGCAGUCGUGUGGAGGGAGAAGGGGAAGCAGCGAGCUCGGAUAGCCCACCCACUUCUGCCACGACCAUCACAGCAGCUGCACCUGCUGCUCCUGCCGCUGCUGCAACAGGCAACGCCACCAGCAUACCUGUGAUGGCAUCUGCGUCCAAAGAAAGACCUAAACCCCCACAGUCCUCCCUGCCUACCCAGAUUCCUCCAUCUGCAGAGUUACACCUUCGUGCUCCACGGGUCAACUGCCCAGAGAAAGUGAUCAUAUGCUUGGACCUUUCAGAGGAGAUGUCUCUACAAAAUUUGGAGUCUUUUAAUGGAUCAAAGACGAACGCCUUAAAUAUUUCCCAGAAAAUGAUUGAGAUGUUUGUGAGAACCAAGCACAAGAUAGACAAAAGGCACGAAUUUGCACUGGUGGUGGUGAACGAUGAUGCCAUGUGGUUAUCAGGAUUCACCUCUGACCCACGGGAGCUGUGUAGCUGUCUGUAUGAUCUGGAAACCAACGUCUGCGAGUCCUUCAAUCUGGAAGAUUUCCUCAGUGUAAUACUGCAAAAAAUUGAACUUCCUCAGACGGAGAACGUUCAGACCAUUCCACCCCCCUUUGUAGUCCGAACCCUCCUCAUCUUUAGCAGACAUGCGGGAAUGCUUCAGUUUAACCCCUCUGAUGCCAUUAAAAAAAUGCUCCAGUCUCCCUAUUUUUUCUUCGAUGUUGUUUAUCUUCAUAACGGGACUGAAGAGCAGACGGAGGACGCAAGCUGGAAGGAUGUGUAUGCGUCCUUCAGCGAGCUGGACACUAAGGGGGUGUGUUAUCGGUUUGAGGUGUCACUGUGUGGUCCUGCCAUCGAACUGCACAACUGCAUGGCAAAACUUCUGUGCCAUCCGCUGCAGAGACCUUUCCAGAGCCACGCCUCCUACAGCCUACUGGAGGACGAUGACACGCAGGAGACGGAGGCCACAGUGUGAUUUAACAUAGCUUAUUGCUCGGAUAUUACUCGAAUUUCUGGAGUAAUGACCACCAGAGACUAUGAAGGGGCGAACAACUGCAUAUAUGUGCACUAUUUCUGUACUGGCACUGUUAUUGCUUUUGAAAUCUUAAUUGUUUUAGUAAAGCAAUCACAACUAUAGGUCCUGCAAUUGUCUACUAUUACUGUGUUGUUGCUCUUAGCACCAGCCGAUGUCGACUUUAUUCUUUCUGCAACUCUCACAUACUCGUGUCUGUUGCAGUUUACAUACGAGCUGGUGUCAGUUGUGAUCUAUUGACUGGAUCUUGACCCAGAUGUGCUUACGCUGAAGGUUUACAGCAUGUCGUAAAUACUGCUUGGGUUCUGUUAAAUAAAUUUGAUGUAAAUACUGUAGGA
Molecule: messenger RNA, 1635 nt
Organism: Misgurnus anguillicaudatus (oriental weatherfish)
Lineage: Eukaryota; Metazoa; Chordata; Actinopteri; Cypriniformes; Cobitidae
Gene: babam1
Product: BRISC and BRCA1 A complex member 1
Biological process (GO): positive regulation of DNA repair; mitotic G2 DNA damage checkpoint signaling; double-strand break repair
Cellular component (GO): BRCA1-A complex; BRISC complex; nuclear body
Source: RefSeq, a predicted model, not a curated record